CCUCUCUGUUCUUCCUCCAUCUCAUUUUUACAUCUGCUCCAUCGACCUUAGCGACCUCAAUUCCCCUGACUUCUUCUCUGUCAUGACUGACUCAAUCUCUUUCACCCCUGAGCCUGAGGGCUACCCCUUCCUCGAAGAAGCCACCCUGAUCAGACUCGAGGGAAGAGAGUUCCAAGUCGGGACAGGCAGGUAUCGACUGGACCGGCUGGUGUCAGAGAAGGUCUAUCGCCCAUACACCGAGCGACGCGCCGUCUUCCACGCCACAAAGCUCAAUGAUCAGCAGCAGCAACAAGUUGUGGUCAAAUUCUUCAUCCAUCAGCACCCAGUCCUUAAGCGUGGCUGCGAGGCCAGUAGGCUCUUCGGCGAUAUCGCCCAACCCGCAUUCGAGUGGGAAGUACAAGCGUUAGAGGCAGCACGCGGACUGAACGGCUUCCCCCAGCUCCUGAACUGGGAAAGCACCGUCCAGAGCACCGAGUUCGAGAACCCGGGCGGCCGGAUGAAUCUCAUCGCCAUGACGCGGCUGCCGGGCUUUCCCCUAUCGUUUUACACCGACGACCUCCGCGAGCCAUCGCGCAUCAAACCGAUCAAGGCACGAGUUGUGGAGCUGGUUGAAGCGCUGCGCCUACACGGGCAGGAGUAUACGGAGGGUGACCCAGACAAGAUCAUUUAUGAUCGAGGAACUGGAAAAAUUGGAAUCUGUUGUCUUGGACGAUCGGUCGCCAUUCGCUCUGCUACCGAGCAGAAUGAUCCGAUCACCGAAGAUAGUGCUGUGAUCGAAGAAUUCGGACUUAACAUCUGGUAUUGA
Molecule: messenger RNA, 805 nt
Organism: Aspergillus uvarum CBS 121591
Lineage: Eukaryota; Fungi; Ascomycota; Eurotiomycetes; Eurotiales; Aspergillaceae
Exons: 4
Coding region: 83-805 (240 amino acids)
Source: RefSeq, a predicted model, not a curated record